AUGCAACCAAUUCCUUGGGAAAAAGUUAAUAGAACUGAACCAUUACACGUUUUAAUUACUGGAGCCGCUGGUCAAAUUGGAUACAAUUUAUGUUUUCUCAUUGGAAGAGGAUUUUUAUUUGAUUGUGAUGUUAUUCUUCAUUUGUAUGAUCUAAACGAUAUGGCACUAAAAGGGUUAUCAAUGGAAUUAACUGACUGUUGUUUACCAAAACUAAAAGGAGUCAUUUCUACUACAGAAACUGAGCUUGCUUUUAGUAAUGUUGAUGUUGCAAUUAUUGUUGCAGGUAUUCCACGAAAACCUGGAAUGCAACGUAGUGAUUUGAUCAGUGUAAAUAAAAAAGUAAUGGAAAUGAAUGGAAAAGCACUUGGAACUUAUUCAAGUAAAGACGUUCGUGUAGUUGUUGUUGCUAACCCUGCAAAUACCAAUGCUUAUGUUAUUUGUCAAACAUCAGGUAUUCCACCUGAACAUAUAACUGCAUUAACACGUUUAGACCAAAACAGAGCAACUGCAUUUGUUGCUAAUAAAGUAGGAUGUCAACCAGAAUUUGUUCACAAUAUUAUUGUUUGGGGAAAUCACUCUAAUACAAUGCAACCAGAUCUUUCAUAUUCAUAUCUUGCUGAUCAAAACGGUAUUAAACCAUUAGCUAAUUGUAUUGAAGAUUUUGAUGAUUUUACUGAAAAAGUUAGAUAUCGUGGUGAAGAAGUAAUCAAUACAAGAAAAGCAAGUUCUGCUGGAUCUGCUGCUCACGCAAUUUGUCAACACAUUAAAGAUUGGAUUUAUGGAACUAAGCCAGGAAUUAUGGUUAGUAUGGGAGUUUGUAGUCAUGGUGAAUAUGGAAUUAAUACAGGUCUCUUUUAUUCAAUGCCAGUGACAUGUUCAGCAGGUGAGUACCAUAUUGUUGAUUCUUUAAUAAUAGAACCAAGAAUCAAAGAUGCAUUAACUCUUUCAGAAUUAGAGCUAAUUGAUGAACGAAAUAUUGUUAAUUGA
Molecule: messenger RNA, 987 nt
Organism: Entamoeba dispar SAW760
Lineage: Eukaryota; Evosea; Mastigamoebida; Endamoebidae
Product: malate dehydrogenase, putative
Exons: 1
Coding region: 1-987 (328 amino acids)
Biological process (GO): malate metabolic process; oxaloacetate metabolic process; tricarboxylic acid cycle
Molecular function (GO): L-malate dehydrogenase (NAD+) activity
Source: RefSeq, a predicted model, not a curated record